Molecule: messenger RNA, 3451 nt
Organism: Amphiprion ocellaris (clown anemonefish)
Lineage: Eukaryota; Metazoa; Chordata; Actinopteri; Pomacentridae
Gene: hells
Product: helicase, lymphoid specific
Exons: 22
Coding region: 313-2859 (848 amino acids)
Biological process (GO): negative regulation of gene expression via chromosomal CpG island methylation; DNA methylation-dependent constitutive heterochromatin formation; lymphocyte proliferation
Cellular component (GO): pericentric heterochromatin; nucleus
Molecular function (GO): chromatin binding; ATP binding; ATP-dependent chromatin remodeler activity
Source: RefSeq, a predicted model, not a curated record
AGCUGGAACCGUGCGACAGAGACGCAUGCUGAGUUCUCUGCGGAGUAGUUACGUGUAGUUUAGACGACUCUUAUUUUACAUGUUUGCACAGUUUUUGAUACGGUUUUGCAAUAUAGUGCUAAAUCUGCACUCCUGCAAACGGGUGAACUUUCUUAAUAACCACUAGCCAGUUAGUGUUUAGCUAGCAAAGUUAGCUACAGCACUGUUAAAUAACCUCCUGUGUAACCGGCUCUGUGUUGUGCAAAGACUUUUUUUCUAAACGUUAUUCAAAAACCUUGAAGUCGCCUCGUGUCUGCUUCGGUGCUUUCAACCAUGAGUUGCGAGAAAGAAGACAUUCGAAGUGUGUCCCCUCACUGCCCCAAACCUGAUGAAUCUGAGGAGCCGCUGGGAACAACCAUGGAGACUGUAGCCAAUGACAUGAGUGUAAAAUCUGAGAAUAUGAUGUCUGAAGGGGUCAUCACCAAGGAAAUGGAGGAAGAAGAGAAGAAGCUAAUGGAGGAAGGGGAGAGGAAAGAGAAGGAGAUGAUGGAAAAGGCCCGGGAGUCGUGGGAGAGGGACUCCAAUGACAUGCGGUUCAAAAGACUGCAGCAUUUACUUCAGAAGAGCAACAUCUACUCUAAAUUCCUGCUGACAAAAAUGGAGCAGCAACAGAAUGAGGAAAAACUCAAGAAGAAGAAACUUCAAAAGAAGGUAAGGAAUGUUGGAAGAGUCGAUCCAGAGAAAAAAAAGCGGAAGAGGGAUGAAGAUUUCAAAAUAGCAGAUGUCAUCUCAAAAGAGGAAAUCAUGUCACAAGCUAAGAAAAGAAAAGUGGACGAAGCGGAUGCGGGAUCGGCCCAGACGAAACUAGAAGCUGAGGAUAUUGAAAAGAUGAGUGAUUCCAACCAAGACAUCAAGAACCGAUUGUCGGAGACGGUGCGAGACAAUGCCAAGCAUCUCCUGCACCCUCACAGGAAGGUGAACGGACAGCCAGUUCCCACCCAGCAGCCACAGCUCUUCACUGGAGGAGUUAUGAGGUGGUACCAGAUUGAAGGUAUCGAGUGGUUGAGGAUGUUGUGGGAGAAUGGCAUCAAUGGGAUCCUGGCUGAUGAGAUGGGACUGGGAAAGACCAUCCAGUGCAUCGCUCACAUCGCCAUGAUGAUAGAAAAAAAAGUGAUGGGCCCCUUCCUGGUGGUGGCCCCUCUCUCCACUCUGCCCAACUGGGUCAACGAGUUCAAGCGCUUUACCCCUGAGGUGUCUGUGCUGCUCUACCAUGGUCCUAAACCAGAGAGGGCUAAGCUUCUGAAGCAGAUCCGCAGGCCUCAGGGGCCCCUCAGCAUGUGUCCUGUGGUCAUCACCUCCUUUGAGAUCUCCAUGAUUGACAGAAAAUUACUCCAGCAUUUCCAGUGGAAAUACCUAAUAGUGGAUGAAGGCCACAGGAUCAAAAACCUCAACUGCCGACUGGUUCGGGAACUGAAGAUACUGCCCACUGACAACAAGUUGUUGCUGACAGGGACACCGCUGCAAAACAACUUGGCUGAGCUCUGGUCCCUUCUCAACUUUCUCCUGCCAGAGGUCUUUGAUGAUCUCAAGAGCUUUGAGUCAUGGUUUGACAUCAGCUCCCUUGGUGAGGCUGAGAAUGUGGUGGUUGCUGAACGUGAGCAGAACAUCCUGAGUAUGUUGCACCAGAUUCUGACUCCGUUUCUGCUGAGAAGACUGAAGUCAGACGUCACGCUGGAGGUUCCUCCUAAGAAAGAGAUUGUGGUUUAUGCUCCUCUGACUGCCAAACAGGAGGCCUUUUACACCGCUGUCGUCAACAAGACCAUCACCAAAAUGCUGGGUCAGGAAAAGACCGAGGCUCCUGUACUGUUAACAUCAAGUGGAAGACCAAAGCGUCGUAGUCAGAAGGUAGUGAACUACAGAGAAAUGGAUACAGACACGCCAUACGACCUGGAGAAAUAUCUGGAGAGGGUUCGCAAUGAGGUGGAGCAAAGUUCACAUCCAGUAGUGGAUGUCCAGAGCCCACUGGAUGCUCAGAUCAACCUGAAGCUGCAGAACAUUCUCAUGUUGCUAAAGAGAUGCUGUAACCACCCUUACCUGGUGGAGUACCCCCUUGAUCCCACCACACAGGAGUUCAAGAUUGAUGAGCAGCUGGUGCAGAGCUCUGGAAAGUUUCUCAUUCUGGACAGGCUGCUGCCGGCACUGAAGGAAAGGGGACAUAAGGUACUGAUCUUCAGUCAGAUGACGUCCAUCUUGGAUGUUCUGAUGGAUUACUGCUAUCUGCGGAAAUUUCAGUACAGUCGACUAGAUGGCAGCAUGUCUUACACCGACAGAGAUAAAAAUAUGACCAAAUUUUCCAAAGAUCCAGAGGUGUUCAUCUUCCUGCUGAGCACCAGAGCAGGUGGACUUGGGAUCAACCUGACAGCUGCUGACACCGUCAUCAUCUUUGACAGUGACUGGAAUCCCCAGGCAGACCUGCAGGCUCAGGACCGCUGCCACCGCAUCGGGCAAACCAAACCAGUGGUGGUGUACCGCCUGGUCACAGCCAACACCAUUGACCAGAAAAUCCUGGAGAGGGCCUCUGCCAAGAGGAAACUGGAGCAGAUGGUCAUCCACAAGAAUAAAUUCAAAGGUGGGAAAUCAGAGCUGUACCAAAGCAAAAGCUGCAUUGAUCUGGAUGAGUUGAGGGAGCUGCUUAAGGCUGGAGGCACUGAGAAGGAGGUGAAAGCUUCAAGGGGGAAGGUGAUCAGUGACCAGGACCUGGAGAUUCUGCUGGAUCGUAGUGACUUACUGGACAAAGGGAAGGGUAGCAAGAAGAAGGAGAAGGUUGGAGUCUUCAGAGUGGUUGAUGCCAAAGAGUUGUCAGAUAUCACACUGGCCUGAAGAUACCUGGAACAAUUCAAAGAACUAAACUUCCAUCCAGAUGGUUCGCGAUAGCUGUCACUUUAAGAGAAUAUCUUCAAACUGCUGAGUGUAGACUUUGAAUCUUGUACUCUGUCUUUUCCAUUCUUAGCUGCCUUGAUAGUAUUCUGUGUAGUUGUUUUAUACUGUUUUGUUGCUAAAUGUAGUCUAUAGUGCUUAACCACUGUGUCCUUUUUAAGACCAAACUGACUUUGGGAUUUUUGACUGCUGUAUUUUUUGGCAAAAGAUAGAGAAAGAAAAUAGUGCACACAGCCAAGAUACUCCCAGCAGUGACAUUAUAACUGUCAUAUCACAAGACUGGUUCCUUUACUUUGAGAGGGCCACUUACAUACUGUAUAUUUUUUUUAAGACGGAAGUCUUCUCUGCCUGGAUCACAAGUAGAAGCUGCACCGAUGUGAUUAAGCCUGGUUAGUGUGCUUAAUUGUUUUUCAUUUGGUCAUUUAAAGCAGAGGAAUUGUUUUGACAAUGCUGUAAUCAAAGCUCCUUUGUGCAUCUGAAGCAUAGUUCUGUUUUUAUAUAAAUAAAGCCAUCUCACAUGUCUCUUGUUUUUGAA